This is a messenger RNA of Colletotrichum karsti, 921 nucleotides long. RefSeq lists its product as uncharacterized. The coding region runs from base 1 to 921 and encodes 306 amino acids. Lineage: Eukaryota; Fungi; Ascomycota; Sordariomycetes; Glomerellales; Glomerellaceae. The record is from RefSeq and is a predicted model, not a curated record. The transcript has 2 exons.
AUGUCAGACCAGCGACUGUGGGCUUUCCAAAUCGUCGGUGUCCCCCAUCCGCCAGCCUGGGAGCAGGCCAUGAAGGACCUGGAAGAUGAGCGCGCCGCCAAUAACAUUGCAGGAGUACGCAGGAGGCUCCAGGAGCUCGAAGUCGAGUAUCAAGACCUGCCCCCGCUACCGCCUCAGCUGCCCAGCCCUCUAUACGUAAUGCAGGAUGUGCCCGGCUACCGCGACGACGAUUCCUCGAUGUCUUUCUACCGGUCCUGCGCCGAAAGUGACCUCGACCGCGUCCGCACCUUCGUGGACCACUCCACGCCAACACCCGCGGACCUUUCCUUCGCCUUGCCCAUCGAGUUUCCAGAGGAUGAGUCGCAAAGCAUAUUCACAAGCGGGAGCCCCCAGCUUCUGAACCUUCUGAAAACUCUCGUCGACUUUGGAUGGCACCCGAACCAGCUACUCGGCCCCCUACAGAGAGGCAUACGGCUACCCCUCUGCCUCGCCCGCCAGGAGGUUGCACUGCAUCAUCCGCGUUGUAUCCUGGAUAUAGAUAUACUGCGCUUUCUCCUUGACGCCGGAGCGGAUCCGACCAUAGGUAGGGAUUUGCUUGGCGAUAUCAUGUUCAGCUUCUCCGAACAGCCCGUGCAGAGGCUCAAGAGGCACAUCCUGGAGAUGGCGGCCAAUCUCGGCGCCACAGAAGCUGUGACUCUCCUCGUAUCGCACGGGGCGAAGCCGGAAUUUGGUAUGCCGUUGCAUGGUCUUGCUUGGCGAAGACCUGAUCCAGCGACUACUGUGGUGAUGGACGAAGAACUCUUCAAGAGGCUGUGCCAAGAACCGCCUGAGCUGGAGUAUCCCAAUCUCUCUAGACGGUUCUCUAUGGCACAGCAUUUGAUUGCCCUGGGCGAGGACAUUAACAGGGUGGCCAAUGUGUGA